GGAAGUACAGGGGUUGUAGUUUUUCUGGAGUCCGCGUGCUUCGUGUCUCCGCGAGUUUGAGUAAAAAAAACCAAAAAAAACACAACAACUUUGAUACGGAACUUUUUAUCCUCGGGACGAGAGCGACGGAGCGCGAGACGUUCACGGUGUCAUGGCCCCGCCCCUGGAGCCCUCAGACUCCUCCCCUUUCACCAAACAUAAGAAAAAGAAAAAAAAGAGUGAAAAAAGAGACGAGGAAAGGAGACGAGGAGAUGAGGAAACGAGCCGAGGAGACGAGGAAACGAGCCAAGGAGACGAGGAAACGAGCCAAGGAGACGAGGAAACGAGCCAAGGAGACGAGGAAACGAGCCAAGGAAGUAAGGACGUGAAAAAGAAGAGGAAGAAGCGAAUGAGCGCAGCACAGACGGAGGUCGAGGAGACCAGCGGAGAAGGAAACGGGGAGAGGAAGCAAGGAGACGAAGGGAGGGACCAAGGAGAUGAGGAGAUGAGGAAAAAGAAAAAGAGGAGGAGAGAGAAUGGGACGCAGCCGGAGGAAACGACACAAGGAAACAAGACGAGGAGGAAGGAGGGAAGGAAACGAAACAAGGAAACUCCACGGAGAAACAGAGCGCGGCCUAGAGAAAGUGAAGUGGACGACAUGAACGACACAGAGCAGGAAAUACAGGUCUCGAGCUCAGAUGUUCUGGAGUUGGAGGAGUUCAUUCCCGACAUCUCCAGAAAAUCUCCAGAAGUGAAACAGAAAAUGAUCAGAUACGACCUCCCGCGAUUCAGAGAGUUUAAGAAGAAAGGUCUGAAGCUGCGUUGGGGGAAGUACUCUGUGGAGGAGAACCUUCAGAUCAGGAGGAACGUGGAGAACUUCAUGAAGCUGACGCAGAUCCAGUAGGGCGUCCCGGGCUGAGUCCCCGGUCUGAGUCCCCGGUCUGGUUCUUGUUUUUCAGCUGAUGGUUUGUUGAGAACGUGUGAACAGGUUUACAACCGCAGUAAGAAGCUCUAUGACCCAAGAAACCACCUGGGCAGGUUCUCUGAGGAAGAGGUUGAGACUCUGCAGAAGCUCCAAGCGAUUCACGGCAACGACUGGAAAACCAUCGGCAACAAACUGGAACGCAGCUUCUAUGCCUGCGAGAAGCGCCACGCCCAGACAGGAGGGAACCGUGGGCCCUGGACUCCGGAAGAAUUGCACCGACUCAAAAAAGCCACCAAGAAACACCUCAAACGAGUCCUCAAGUCCUCCACGAGUCCUGCUCCAGAUCCUGGUCCAGAUCCGAGUCCCGGUCCAGAUCUGGGUCCGUCUUUCAUCCAGCUCUGCUCCAAAAUGCCCUGGAGGAAGAUCAGCCAGAAAGUCCAGACUCGCUCCUGGCUCCAGUGUCGAAUCAAAUGGUUUCUGUAUCUGAAGUCUAGACUCAAAGCCUCAGGACCCAAACUGAUUCAAGAAACGUCCAAACACACCAGAGUCCGACUGAUCCAGACUCUGUACGAGCUGCAGGUGGAGGACGUGUCAGAUGUCGACUGGAUCCAGGUGGCCAAGUCUGUGGGGGGGGUGACUCCCAUAUGUGUGCAGAGGCUCUUCCAUCGGAUGAAAGUUUCUCGGAUCCCGAACUCGACUCAACUCUCCUUUGGAGACAUGGUGGACUAUCUGUUUGAGAACGAACUGCCGCUGCUCCUGAAGAAACUCAAGUCCCCUCCGAGUCCAGGACCAGGACCAGGACCGACCCGGUUCAGUCUGGACUAUCUCUUCCCCCCCGACCAGGAGGAGGACUACACGGAGGUGGACAACAGCUGAGAGCCACAGGAGCUUCUACAGCACGACUCUUCUGAACGAGAAACAGACUCAAGAGUCAAGUUUGAACUCUUGCGUUUACCGUGUUUUUCAUGACGACUUUGUACCUGGCCUGGUUUAUGGCUCCUGUCUGCACCUGUCUGCACCUGUCUGCACCUGUCUGAGCUGCAGAAUUUUAACUCUGUUUAUCUUCUGGAUCUUCAGAGUCUCAUUUGACUCGAUUAAAGAGGAGGUGACACGACAAUUAUCCAUAAAUACACAAAAACAUGAGACAAACUGAACACAGCGACUGGACAAACCUGAUGUGAAGGGGGAGGGACUUAGCACAGGGAGCAAAGGGAGGGCAGAGUAAGAGCAACAAAAACAAAAGUGAAACUUAUAAAUCAAGUGAAUAUGUUUUGUGUGAAUAUAACAUUUUUAAAAUAAAAUGAACAAAAAGAA
Messenger RNA from Boleophthalmus pectinirostris (great blue-spotted mudskipper), 2218 nucleotides. Its product is annotated as transcription termination factor 1. The record is from RefSeq and is a predicted model, not a curated record. NCBI's taxonomy places the organism in Eukaryota, Metazoa, Chordata, Actinopteri, Gobiiformes, Gobiidae. The transcript is spliced from 12 exons.